Messenger RNA from Bombina bombina (fire-bellied toad), 2857 nucleotides. It is a transcript of the gene SLC39A3, whose product is annotated as solute carrier family 39 member 3. The coding region runs from base 266 to 1207 and encodes 313 amino acids. The record is from RefSeq and is a predicted model, not a curated record. Gene Ontology annotation, biological process: zinc ion transmembrane transport. NCBI's taxonomy places the organism in Eukaryota, Metazoa, Chordata, Amphibia, Anura, Bombinatoridae. The transcript is spliced from 3 exons. Gene Ontology annotation, molecular function: zinc ion transmembrane transporter activity. Gene Ontology annotation, cellular component: plasma membrane.
GAAGAUUAUACAGUGGCUAUGGUUCCGGGGAGCUCGGAAUCGCAAAUCUCCGUUUAAGGUAAAGCUGCCACGUUACUGGGUUUGCAGUGUAAUAGUCACCGAAACAGGAAAGGCAACGGAAUCGUAUGCGUGUAAAGAUCACUAACCCACCAGGAUGAGAGCUGGCCUCUUCCACUGUCAUACAUUAUUUCAAGCUGCUAUUCCCUCCGUAGUCUGAGGUCCAAGAUACUUUUUCUGUGAGCUGCAGAUCAUCUUAUCCUUCACAAUGAAUCUCUUAUUAAUAAAGGUGCUGUGCCUCCUGGGCCUUUUCUUGCUUAUGAUGCUGGGGACCCUUCUACCAGUGAAGAUUAUGGAGACAGAUAGCAAAAAAGCUUUUCAUUCAAAGAGACUGCUAACCCUGUGUAAUUGCUUUGCCGGAGGAGUGUUCUUGGGCACUUGUUUCAAUGCUCUGCUCCCUGCUGUGAGAGAAAAGUUUGAUGAAGUUCUUAAACUGGGAAAAAUCAAUACAGACUAUCCCCUUGCUGAGACCAUCAUGUUGGUUGGAUUCUUCCUCACCAUAUUUUUGGAACAAGCCAUUCUGACAUUCCGGAAAGAGAAACCUUCUUUUAUCAACCUUGAGACAUUUAAUGCUGGGUCAGACGUUGGCAGUGAUUCUGAAUAUGAAAGCCCAUUUAUAUCAUCCAACCGUAACAAUCUCUAUGAAUCUGAUCACAGCCAUCACUCCCAUGGCCUGAAUGUUCAAGAACUAUCCAGAUCAAGUCCUCUUCGGCUCUUUAGCUUAGUAUUUGCUUUGUCAGCUCACUCAGUCUUUGAAGGGCUCGCCAUUGGUUUGCAAGAUGAAGCAAAAAAGGUCUUAAGCCUCUUCAUUGGUGUUGCUAUUCAUGAAACAUUGGCUGCUGUGGCACUUGGUGUCAGUAUUGCGAAAGUAGACCUUGGUCUUAAAGACGCUGCUAAGUUGGCCGUUUUGGUAAGCAUAAUGAUUCCAAUUGGCAUUGCAGUUGGAAUGGGGAUUCAGGAAGCGCAAAACAUGGCCAGCAGCGUCACUUCAGCUAUGUUACAGGGUAUCGCAGGAGGGACAUUUCUCUUUGUUACCUUCUUUGAAAUUUUAGUUAAAGAGUUUGAAGAUAAGAAUGAUCGUUUGCUAAAAGUUCUCUUCCUAGUUCUGGGAUACACAGUCCUAGCAGGACUAGUCUUUUUUAAAUGGUAAUUGCAUAAAAUAAUGCAAACAAAGGUAGACAAAAAUACUGUACAUCAUUUGUAAGUAUUGCUUUUUGUCUUUUUUUUUUUUUUUCUGAAAAACUGGAGAAUUAGUAAUUAGAUGCAGUAGAUUAUAAUGAAAAGUUAUGUGAUCUAUUUGAUGUAUUUAUUUAGACCCCAAUAAUUUUCAGUGUAAUAAAUAUGUGUGUGUGUGUAUGUGUAUAUAUAUAUAUAUAUAUAUAUAUAUAUAUAAUAUAUAUUCCUCCUAAAUUUGUUGUUAAUUUAAUGACUGUUACCUUGUUUAUUUCUUAGAACUAAGCAAAAGUGAUUUCUCUGUUGAGGAAUUGACAAUUUUUGUGUUUUUUUUAUGAUGAUUUUUUUUUUUUAUGGGGAAAAACUUUUUUUAAUAUUUAUUUCUUAGGGUAGUUAGUGUCUGUUCAUUGUGUAGAUAUUCAGAAUGAUUUUACACAUGUAUUGUUGAUUGAUAAAGUUAUAUUAUAUAAAACAUUAUUUAUAUUGUUAUUUUAAACAAUAAAUCCAAUAAGCAAUUUGAAUGACUAACAAAAUAUAUGUAAAGCAUUUUAAAAUAAUUGUGCCAAAAAUAACAUAUGUUUGUUUGGUCUUUGUGCGCUACUUUUCUAAUUAAUACCAUUAUCCUGCAGUUAACGGGGCAUAAAACUCAAAAAUAAAGUGCACAUAUUGAAUGCAUUUUCCGUUUUGUAAAAGUAGUAUUUUUAUCCAAUACACGUGUACUAUCAAAAAUGUUUUUAGCACAUGCAUUUUACUAAGCACUGCAAAGUAUAAUAUUUGGGGGGAGGCGCUUGAAGCACUAGGUGAUGAAAUCUGGAGUUUAUGGUUUCAAUGUCUUAGAAUAAAAAUGUAAUUUAUGACAGUCAGUAAGGAUAUUUUAACGACAAGAUAAAAAAGGAAUAGAAUACGGUCAUCGAUAUUAAUGGAAGGUUAUGAUUGCAUAAGUAAACUGAUUGAAGUGUAGUCGACAAGUUACUAUUAAGUAGUGUUGGUUACCAGUUGAUAAGGGAUUAAGUGAGAAUAUUUUUUCGGUUGUAAGAGUGUAUCCGGCGGGAUGGGGGGAGAUUAUAUUAGUUAGUUUAUUUUAUAUAUUUACAUGUUGGGUUUUUUUUGUUUGUUUUUUUGUUUAGUUUAGCUUUGUUUGGUUUUGCUUUGUUUUGUUAGGGUUAGGUGGGUUGUUUUUUUCUUAGAUAAAUUAAACAAAUAAAAAAAAAAAAAGCCCCAACAAGUGUAUGUUUAAAAAUCCUUAUUAUAGACACCAGAAUUAAUUAUAUGGUGUUUGCUAAUGUCAUAUUAAAGUAAAUGAGUUAUUACUUUGGAUUAAUCCAGUCAGAAUUACUUUUUUUUUUCUUUUUUUCUUCCUCUAACUAGAGGUAUAUGUACUCUGUUUCUGUUUAUGAUGUUUGUAUUAUGCUAUAACGUAUACCAUCCUAUUAUGUUACUAUUAAUGACGUAUAGAAAGAAUGCUAGUUAUAGUAUUACUGGAAAAAUUAUGACAUAGAGGUUAUUUUAUGUAUGAUGUAUUGAUCUAUUUGUAAUUAUCUCUGGGCAUCCUGCGUGUUGCAAGGGAAAUUGAUGUUUUAUUAUUUACACUGUUGGACUAUAAAUAAAAUUAUUUUUUUUUUAAAAA